Molecule: messenger RNA, 1041 nt
Organism: Castor canadensis (American beaver)
Lineage: Eukaryota; Metazoa; Chordata; Mammalia; Rodentia; Castoridae
Product: protein NDRG3-like
Source: RefSeq, a predicted model, not a curated record
AUGGAGGAACAUGACAUAGAAACAACCCAUGGUGUGAUCCACGUCACAACAAGAGGCAUACCAAAGGGAAAUCGACCAGUUAUCCUGACAUAUCAUGACAUUGGGCUCAAUCAUAAAUCCUGUUUCAACACAUUCUUCAACUUUGAGGAUAUGCAAGAGAUCACCCAGCACUUUGCUGUGUGUCAUGUGGAUGCCCCAGGGCAGCAGGAAGGGGCACCCUCCUUCCCAACAGGGUACCAGUACCCCACGAUGGAUGAGCUUGCCGAAAUGCUGCCUCCAGUCUUGGCCCACUUAAGUAUGAAAAGCAUCAUUGGGAUUGGAGUUGGAGCUGGUGCAUACGUCCUCAGCAGAUUUGCACUCAGUCAUCCAGAACUUGUGGAAGGCCUUGUGCUCAUUAACAUUGACCCGUGCGCUAAAGGCUGGAUUGACUGGGCAGCUUCCAAACUCUCAGGCUUGACAACCAAUGUUGUGGACAUUAUAUUGGCUCAUCACUUUGGGCAGGAAGAGUUGCGGACCAACUUAGACCUCAUUCAAAGGUAUAGACUUUGUAUUGCCCGAGAUAUCAACCAGGAAAACCUUCAGCUCUUUCUGCGUUCCUACAACAGACGCAGAGAUCUGAAAAUUAAAAGACCCAAACCGGGCCAAAAUAACAACAGAUUAAAAACAUUAAAGUGUUCCACUUUACUGGUGGUAGGGGACAGCUCACCGGCUGUAGAGGCUGUGGUUGAAUGCAACUCUCGCCUCAACCCAAUUAAUACAACUUUGCUGAAGAUGGCAGAUUGCGGGGGGUUGCCCCAAGUAGUUCAGCCCGGGAAGCUCACCGAAGCCUUCAAGUACUUUUUGCAGGGAAUGGGUUACAUACCGUCUGCCAGCGUGACCCGACUCACCCGAUCACAAGCCUACUCAACCUCGAGUAGCAUGGGCUCUAGAGAAAGUCCCUUCAGCAGGUCUGUCACCAGCAAUCAGUCAGAUGGAACUCAAGAAUCCUGUGAGUCCCCUGAUGCCCUGGACAGACACCAGACCAUGGAGGUGUCCUGCUGA